AGCGACGAAGCGGCAGGAAGCGGCUAUCCUUUAGCUGUGCUAAUAGCAAUCGGAGCGGUAUCAUUUAUAGCGUACUUUUUGCUAACUGAAAGUAGCAAUUCCAGAUGUAGAGGAAAGUUCGCCAAAAAUGAAGGACCAAUAAAGGUACCCCCGGAGUAUAUGAACAUUCCAAGCAGCCCUGAUGUGAAAGAACAAGAGGAAAAAAGUACUGUACCAAGCACCGCUUCUGGAUAUGUAACUGUCGAAUACUAUGGCUUAGGUGACUUAAUUUUGAAGGAUAUCAAAGCAUCCGAGAAGGACGAAAAGGAACAAAAGAAACAUGCAGUUGAGGCUCAAGUGGGAAAGCAUUCAAAUGAGACAAGUGCACCGAAAAGCAUUAGCGAGAGUAAAGUAUCGAAGAUUUCAGAGUGCGCCGAAAACGAAAUCAUCCGAAUCAAAUCGUGCAAUUGUCGUCAGUAA
This is a messenger RNA of Haemonchus placei, 459 nucleotides long. NCBI's taxonomy places the organism in Eukaryota, Metazoa, Nematoda, Chromadorea, Rhabditida, Trichostrongylidae. The record is from the annotation of a GenBank genome assembly.